Molecule: messenger RNA, 1299 nt
Organism: Symbiodinium natans
Lineage: Eukaryota; Dinophyceae; Suessiales; Symbiodiniaceae
Source: the annotation of a GenBank genome assembly
AUGCUUCGCAGACGCGUGCGCGGUAAACAGACUGUAAGAGGGGAUGAGAAGCCUGGAAAGCGGCCUGCAGCUGCAACGCCUGCAAAGAGUCGCUCGGUCAGACGCCGCCCUGCAGUGAACAGCAGGCCAGGAAGCAAGACUCAUGUUCGCAAAGUUGUGAAAAGCAUGGUGCCCAAGUCCCGUACAAGUUACGCCAUUUUCGUUGAGGAGCAGUAUCCCUUGGUGAAGGCUGCUCUUUUCCCCGACCUUGGGCAAGGCAAGUGCACACAGCAGGGUUGUCGUCAAGUGGUUGCUCACAUUGCCAAGGCUUGGAAUCAACUGGGGGAAGAUGAGGCAAGUUACUACAAAGAGCAGGCUCAGUUGGAAUGCCGUGAGCGGCAAGAGGCUAUGCAGGGCAUCAUUGGCGGGAACAAUGCAGCUCAGGACCAAGUCUGCCGAGAAGGGCAGGAGCACGUGCAGGUUGGGCCUUUCGAGUACAUCAGUGGGGCUGAGGUUCUGACAAGAGGAACAUGUGCUUCAGUGUACCUUGUGCGGCACAGCUCUUUGAGAAGCCAGGCACGAUCAGUGGUGUAUUCUUCGCAACAGAAUUACCGCUACGAGCUACAGGGCUUAAAACUGCUGCGUGAGUCGUUGGACCUGGAGGCAGAUGUCCAUCUGGAUGAUCUGUACGUGCGGGUUCUUCAUUUUAGUGACACAGGACCAUGCCCAACAAUUGUGCAGGAGAUGCUUGAGCCACUGGAAGCAUCUCGCUUCGUGAAGCCUGAGUUCAAGGAUGUCGUGGUUCAGAUGUGCCGAUCCCUGGCGCACCUGCAUGCGCAUUGCAUUUUGCAUCUGGACGUUCGCCCCAAAUCCUGGCUGUUCAACCCCAUGUCCAAGAUCGCUAAGCUCAGCAACUUUCACGCGGCCAUGCGAGUGGAGUCCAUCAAUGAGCCCACCCGUCUAGAUUAUCACCCGUAUGCACAAGCCCACCGGGCGCCCGAGCUCCACUGCCCUAUUGCAGCUGUCCAGGUCUCUUGGCGCACGGAGUCGUGGUCUUUGGGGACCACCGUUGCAGAAAUUGCAAGUGGUGUUGGCGUGUUCUCGUCUGUGGGAGAGAUGCUCAAUUUUGAAGCCCGUGGCCCCGAGAAUGUAAAAUCAAACAGGGCACUGCAGUGCCUGAGCCCAGGAGUGCGCAUGGCUUUGCUUUCCUUGGUAGCUCGUGAAGCGGAGAGACUUUCUGUAAGUCAGUUCGUCCAGCAGAAAGACUUGCUGAACCACUUUGAAGAUGUAGGAAGCAACCAUCCAGGCGUUGCUGAUUGA